Messenger RNA from Chaetomium globosum CBS 148.51, 2433 nucleotides. RefSeq lists its product as uncharacterized. The coding region runs from base 1 to 2433 and encodes 810 amino acids. NCBI's taxonomy places the organism in Eukaryota, Fungi, Ascomycota, Sordariomycetes, Sordariales, Chaetomiaceae. Gene Ontology annotation, molecular function: ATP binding; protein serine/threonine kinase activity. The record is from RefSeq and is a predicted model, not a curated record. The transcript has 5 exons. Gene Ontology annotation, biological process: peptidyl-serine phosphorylation; mRNA cis splicing, via spliceosome; peptidyl-threonine phosphorylation.
AUGACGUCCUCAGCAUUCAGCUCGGAUGAAGGGGAAAUCGUAGAGGCAACUCCCCUGCCUCGCUCUGAACAAAACGGUGAUGUUGACCGAAACGGCAGACAUCGAGGCAGAUUCCCAUCGUGCACGCCUGAGGGUGACUUGCCAUCGAGAGACUCGGCCGACGGAUCUAGACGGAGCCGCUCACCCCGCGCCUGGAAGCGGCCUCGUGAGGACCGCCGUGACCGACGCGACACACGCCAGUUCCGCGUCCAUUACGAAGGCGGUUCACGUGAUGACCGCCGCCCGUACCGCGAUCUAGACCGCCCUCCCUCGCGCGGCUCGGACCGCUACGACGAGCGCUCGAACACUCGCCAUGGCAGCCGCGAACCACCAAUAUCUCGCCCCGGAGGGCACCGCCCUAGCGGCUAUGACCGCAGCCAUGGCCGUGACCGCAGAAAUGAUGGCUAUCCAGAAAAGCGGCCUCGGACCCGCAGCCGGUCCCCCCGCGACGGAGACGGCAGGGGAAAGAGAGGUGGAGGCCGCUAUGGAGCCGAUUUGAGGUCAGGGGAAGACAAGUACAGUGCCCCUACUGAGAGACGCCCACAGGAUGGCUCUUUGUCCAAACGGGCCACUCCGGUGGAGGCUCCUGAUUCCAGGCAAAAUGCUAAAAGUGAUAAAGGUGCUACGGCUGAACGAGGCAUCGACCAUCUUGCCAUCUCACAGACCAGCGCACCUCCCGAACCUGAUAUGGACUGGGAUCCAGAUACGGCUCUAGACGAAGAAGCUGCCGUGCAGGCCGAGAUUGAGCGUCGGAGGCGUGCGAGAGAGGCGGCUCUCAAGCGGGGCCUCGGUGCCGCAACCCCCACAAUUCAGACGUUGCAAAUCGCCGAUAAGCCCGCAUCCACGCCAAUUUCCACUCGCCAGAGCACGCCGGGGCUUCAGAGACCCGAUGGCGCCACUCCGUUGUCAAAUGGCCCCUCAUCACCCGGCCUAUCGCCUGGCAAAAUCCAAGCGGCUCUGUCCCCUGGGGUCUUUAACUUUGCUGACGAUCAGGCACUCAUAAAUGCCCACGGUGAUGCCAAAGCUCUCGAUGAGGAUGGCCCCUCAGCUGCUGACUAUGACCCCACGCUCGACAUGCGUGAGGAUGAGCGGCGAGACGAAAUGCGCCAUGGGAAUGUAGGUCUGCAUGGUGAGCCACGUCCUGCCUCCCAGGACGAGGUCAAGGCACCCGUCCCCGAGAAGAAGGAAGACGAGGGCGCCAAGAAAGACGAAGAUGACGAUGAUGAUUUCGACAUGUUCGCAGACGACUUUGCCGACAAGUUCGCCGCGCCAGCACCUGCGCAACCCGACGCAACCCAGGACGUGAGGGCGCCGCAAGGCGGCGGUGGCGGUAUCUUGGAGGGCGACGAUAAAGAGGGCUACUACAAGAUCCGGCCGGGGGAGCUGCUAGAUGGUCGCUAUCAGGUAUCGACGACGUUGGGUCGUGGCAUGUUUUCGGGGGUGGCUCGUGCCGUCGAUAUCACCACCAAGAAGGACGUGGCCAUCAAAAUCAUGCGGAACAACGAUGCGCUGCGGAAAGGAGGCUUCACAGAGAUCAACAUCCUCGAGAAGCUCAAUGCCGCGGAUCCGGAUGACAAGAAACACAUCGUUAGGUUCGAGCGGUCAUUCGAGUACAAGGCGCAUCUCUGCAUGGUUUUCGAAAACCUGAGCAUGAAUCUCCGCGAGGUCCUCAAGAAGUUUGGCAACAACGUCGGCAUCAACCUGAACGCGACGCGGGCGUACGCCUACCAAAUCUUCCUAGCGCUGGGCCACAUGCGCAAGUGCAGCAUCGUCCACGCCGAUUUAAAGCCUGACAAUAUUCUGGUGAAUGAAGCACGCAACAUGCUUAAGAUCUGUGAUCUGGGCACAGCGAUCGACCGUUCUGACGCUGCGACGGCGGCAACCGAACCCAUGCCGUACCUUGUCAGUCGGUUUUACCGUGCGCCAGAGAUCAUUCUCGGCGUGCCGUUCGAUUAUGCCGUCGACAUGUGGUCCAUUGGCUGCACGUUGUAUGAGCUCUACACCGGCAAAAUCCUUUUUACGGGCGAGAACAACAACCAGAUGCUCAAGAACAUCAUGGAGAUCCGGGGCAAGUUGAGUGCAAAGCUCUACCGGCGCGGCGAACUUGCGCACAACCACUUUGACGAGGUGGGCAACUUCAUCAGCGUGGAACGAGACAAGAUUUUGGGCAAGACAAGCAUCCGCACCCUCGCCAGCGUUAAGCCGACGCGGGACUUGCGCACGCGCCUCCUGGCCGCGUCUGCGGGCAUGGAUGACGCCGAGAGCAGGGAGCUCAACCACUUUGUCGACCUGCUCGAGCGGUGCUUAACGCUGAACCCAGAUAAGCGCCUCACGCCUGCCGAGGCCCUCAAACAUCCGUUUUUUACCCAUCGGGUGCAUGUUCAUGGGCGGUAA